AUGGGCCUUCCUGGAUCUCCUCCAGGGAACAAUGGCAACAACUCGUCAAGCACAGUUGAAAUUAAAUGCCAAGCAGCAAACCCUGUGGUGGUGCAAGCAAGACCAACUGAGGCUCCUGGAAACAUGAUGUGUCCAUUUUGCAAGACCAAAGUUAUGACCAUAACUGAAUACAAACUGGGCAUGCUCACUUGGCUCAUUGCUGGAGGACUGUUCAUAUUUGGGAUUUGGCCGUGCUGUUUGAUCCCGUUCUUCGUGGGCGCUUGCAAGGAUGUGCAGCAUUCCUGCCCGCAGUGCAACAACGUUCUGCACGUCUACCGUCGCAUGUGACCCACAGUGGUCAAUCCUGCAGUUACUGAAAAUGUUGCUGAACCUUUUAAUUUUUUAAUUAUUCUGAAAUGCAUUAAAGCUUUGAGAAAAAACAACCAUUGUUAAAUUAUAAUGUGAAGUUAUGGGUUAGGGUCUUCCUGCACUGUACAAAGUUCUUUUUGAGCCUAUGAGCUGCACUGUAAAACUACAAUCCCCAGAGUCUACAAGAAUUGAUGCUGUCGUGGAAAUAACACUUUUGAACUUCCUAAAAAAAAAUUAUGGAGUGUUUUUAUCAGUUCAUCAUUGGUAAAUAUAUUUACAUCGUGUGGCCGACAUAUCACACUUUAUAGUCCAAAAAUAGGCUCUGCCUUUGUCAAGCUAACUAAAGACUCUUGCCUUGGGUGUUUUUGUUUAAAGAUAAUAUUGUUCAUCAUCUCAUGAGAAAUUGUGUUUCUUUAAGUAAAAGAGACAAAACUGUGACAGCCCAAAAAUACAGUUUACCUGGAAAGACCUGUCUGUGUGUGUGUGUGUGUGUGGGGGGUGUGUGUGUGUGUGUGUGUGUGUGUGUGUGUGUGUGUGUGUGUGUGUGUGUGUGCAUGUGUGUGCAUGUGUGUGCGUGUGUGGGCAUGUAUUUGAUACAUUGUUGGGUCUAUUUUACCAAAAACCUACUACAUUACUUUAUGACUAAAUGUGAUGACAUAAUAAACAUAAUAACAUUUUAUACAUUCCUCAUAGAGCUUUAAGCUGAAAUUUUCUGAGCACACACUGACAUGCAUUCUUUUGAAAAAUGAUCAAAUACCCAGUCAAUUGUUGUGGCAUGACUGGCAGACCUUACAUGCAUUCUGUUAUGUGAUUAAAAAAAAGAGAGAGAUUAAUAUGGAGCCUCAUGAGGUACAGGUCUACAUAUUGUCACUCGAAGGAGACAGGUUUGAUUAAUUUAGAUGUAAAAGUGAAGCAUACAAGAUUGCCACCAGGUUGAAACAAAUACAUAUAUUGUCAUCAGUGAUCAGUGUAGAGUUUUUGUUUUAGUAGUACCAAACUACAGUUUACUUCAUGUCAGCAACACUUUAGAGUAAAAGAAAAAAAAAGUGAAAAUGAAUAGUGGGAUGUUUUUUCAGACAUCUAAAAUUUUACAUUAUGGCUGGAUGUCACCAUCAAGUGGCCAGAUGCAAGCAUUACAUCCACUCUCUGUGUUCAGAAUACGUGGGUCCUCUGUUUCCAAAGAAAAUGAUUAUAUGAAAAAAAGUGUGUGUUUUUUUUUUUAUUGCACUCGGGUCAGUAUUGCACUGAGCCAAGUGCAAUACUUCUGCACUCGGCUCAGGAGUGCAGAUGUAUUGGAUAUAAGGAGAAUGCAAAAUUUCAUGCACUUGAAGACUACUUCAGAAAUCUGCUAAUUUUAUGUUUAUUCACCUCCAAUGAAG
Poecilia reticulata (guppy) is the source of this 1727-nucleotide messenger RNA. The record is from RefSeq and is a predicted model, not a curated record. Lineage: Eukaryota; Metazoa; Chordata; Actinopteri; Cyprinodontiformes; Poeciliidae.